ACACUGAUCAGCUGAGAACACACAGGGUGAUUCAGUAAUGCAUAUGCACAUUUGAAAUUCAAAAAACAAUCGAUCUAUUCGUUGUGUUCGAAACACUUUCCUUUAAAGUGUUAUCAAAUGAUCAUUAAUCUGGCAUUAUAUUUGAUCUUGUUAAAGAAUUGUUAUGCAUUGCAUACAUUCUUCUUUCUUUACAUUGGCAUUACUACGGAAAGAGCAUCUUUGAAAUCCAUAGUGACCGUUUAACAGGAUAAGAAUGCAUCGACCUGCAUCGAAUGCAUCGAAUAUCAUAAGCUAACGAACAUUGCAAAUUGCCAUGCAAUCGCCCGACUAAUCCACGUAAUGACGGUUACCUAAUUUGCUAUUUGUUUUUGCGUGCAAAACUAUUUUCAAUCCGUGCUUUAAAUUGAUUACCUAGCCUAGUGCAAACAAAUGUGCUCUACAAGGAAGCAUGUCAGGCUUUUUCCACAAUUUCAGCCACAAAGCGAGUAUCGGUAGUUUAAUCUUACACUGCAACGUGCCACACGCACACGCCGGAAUGGUUUUACCGAAGCUGGAUGAUUCUUUCGCCGUAAUGCCGCUUCUUUUACGGCUACAGCGCUUCGUUGGUCUCUGGGGCGAACGACGCUACCGGUACAAGUUCCGGCUGGCAUUUCUAAGCUUUUGCAUUCUUGUUGUUAUCCCGAAGCUGGCUUUCGGUUAUCCGGAUCUGGAAACAACCGUACGCGGUACGGCUGAGCUGAUUUUCGAAUGGAAUGUCCUUUUCGGCAUGCUGCUGUUCUCGCUCAAGCUAGACGAUUACGAUGAUCUGGUGCACCGCUACAUGGAUAUAGCCACGAUAGCAUUCCGCAAGGAUCUCCCUUCGGAAUUGGCCAAUUAUCUUGUGCACAUCAAUCAUCGCAUUGAUAAGUUUUCAAAGAUCUACUGUUGCAGUCAUCUGUGUUUGGCCAUCUUCUACUGGGUUGCUCCGUCGUCAAGCACCUAUUUAGCCUAUCUGAGCCGCCGUAACACUUCCAUUCCUGUAGAGCAUGUGCUACACCUGGAGGAGGAGCUGUACUGGUUCCAUACCCGUGUGUCGCUAUUCGAUUAUUCCAUAUUCACAGCAAUCAUGUUCCCGACCAUCUUCAUGUUAGCAUAUUUCGGUGGAUUAAAACUUCUGACCAUCUUCAGCAAUGUAAAGUACUGCUCGGCAACGCUGAGACUGGUGGCGAUGAGAAUUCAACUUAUGGACCGUUUGGACGAGGUUCAGGCAGAGAAGGAACUGAUCGAAAUCAUUGUAAUGCAUCAGAAGGCUUUAAAGUAAGAGUGGAACAACUAUUACCACAUGGGAAUGUUCCGGAAGUGUGGUUACUAAUUUACUUAUAUCUUGGCAGGUGUGUUGAACUACUGGAAAUUAUAUUCCGAUGGGUUUUUCUGGGCCAAUUUAUACAGUGCGUAAUGAUUUGGUGCAGUUUAGUCCUGUACGUCGCCGUAACGGUAGGUAAAAGAUUUGAACGAGAUGUGCAAGACCUUCAUGUUGUAACAUCGGUUUGCCUGUCUCCUAGGGCCUCAGCACUAAAGCGGCCAAUGUAGGAGUACUCUUUAUACUACUAACGGUGGAAACAUUCGGAUUCUGCUACUUUGGCAGCGAUCUAACCUCGGAGGUAGACUAAUUUUUGGGUUAAGUGUCUAGGAUCGUACUAAAUAAUCAAUUAAUGCUCUGCAGAGUUUAAGCGUAGCACGUGCAGCGUACGGUUGCUAUUGGUACGGACGAUCGGUUUCAAUUCAGCGGAAGUUGCGCAUGGUGUUGCAGCGUGCCCAAAAACCAGUCGGCAUUUCUGCUGGGAAGUUUUGCUUCGUAGACAUUGAACAGUUUGGG
This is a messenger RNA of Anopheles funestus (African malaria mosquito), 1855 nucleotides long. RefSeq lists its product as uncharacterized. The transcript has 2 exons. The record is from RefSeq and is a predicted model, not a curated record. Bases 449 to 1300 code for a protein of 283 amino acids. Lineage: Eukaryota; Metazoa; Arthropoda; Insecta; Diptera; Culicidae.